Molecule: messenger RNA, 942 nt
Organism: Bombyx mandarina (wild silkworm)
Lineage: Eukaryota; Metazoa; Arthropoda; Insecta; Lepidoptera; Bombycidae
Source: RefSeq, a predicted model, not a curated record
AUGACGAAAACGCAAUCCUCGACCAAAAAUACAUACCGCUUCUUAAGACUAUCGGUAUGUUGUUUGAUAAUCUCCUUGGCACAGACCAAAGUAGCUCCGAAGAAUAUAAGUCACGAAAACAUAGAAGGAAUAAAUAUCGAACGUUAUUCUUCGAAAAUGACAGCGGAAUCGGAUGCGCGUGUCAUAAAUCAAGUUUUGAGAACGAAUCCGAAACGAUUCAAGCGCCAACUUCUAUCAAGGAUUCUACAGCUUCCACUACAGUCCCGACUGGGAUCGAGAUUGCCGAGACUACCUCCACGACAGCCGAUUAUCCUACCACUAGUGACAUCAGCAGUAUCAGACACGAUCAGAACUUACCCUUACUACUUCCAAGAAAUUCCCAUGGCUAUCAGCGAAACAGUAUUAGAAACAGUGAGAGAAGCAGCCCCACACGUGACAGGAGCGCUGAAGGACAUUUCACCUGGAAUCAUGGAGAUAAUGAAUAUGAUUCCAAAUUCCGAGAAGAUGGGUCCAUUACAGAAGAUGAUGACGAAAUUCCCGACAGUACUUCACGAAACAGUUCGAGUAGCAACAGACUCAAUCGAAGAUGGGGAAGCCAAGAUGUUAGAGGAAGUGAAGUCUCUGGAGAUUGGACCAAUUUGGAGGAUUAUCAAAAGCAAGCCUACAAAAUCAGAAGAGGUAGUGGGAAAUAUAAAGAAGAAAAUAAAUUGGAAACUGGAGGAAACAAAACAGAGAGCACAAAAUCUGUACCAAAACAUCUUCGAAGAUUACGAGGACCAAUACCCGAGAAAAAAAUCGUCAAGAUCACAAACGACAUACACUCCAAAGAAGAUGAUGAAAAAAUCAAGCAACACAAUAGCACCAGUCAUCAAGGAAUCCUUGUCGGAAAUGGCACAGAUACCACACAAAAUAAAAAAGUUCGUCCAAGAAAUGAAGCAAUGA